AAGUUCUGAGUCCUUCGCGCAGAUGAACUGAUCUGACUGAUGCUAGCGCGGGGAAAAGCUUUGACCAAAUCGUCCCACGUCUGCAUUAUGGACCGACUGCGGCCGCAUGUCGGAUCUUUUGCGGGUGAAUCCAACAGGCCGGACUGCGGCUGUCAUCUGUCCAAGCAACCAAUCCAAGUCUCCAAGGUCAAGCUUCUACGAACGACGGCCCUCUCAUCUGUACACUCACAAAUUGUGAUAAUCCAUCUGUUGUACAAACAUCCGCAAAGUACGGCCCGAAGUUUCACGCUUCUCUCCGUGACCGCGCGCAAACCCUGCUUUGAUCGCACAACUACACUUCGCUAAGCUUCCCCAGACAAACACUCUGCCCCAGGAUGUCAAGACACGCUCAUGGUACUUAAAGACCUUGCCAUCCCCAGGUAUUUGUCCCUCAUCAGCCUAGUCAGACGACUCUUCCCUUCUACAGCUGCAGCGACCAUGGCCGACAAGACCCAAAUCGCCUACGUGGAGGAUGUCGCAUCACAAAAGAGUGUCAUCAUCGCUGGCCAUGCCAUUGAUAAUGACAAGAACCUCGUCGCUGGUGCCAUGCAGGCCACCGACCGCGAGCACACCUUGACGGUGAGGCAGGCUCUCAAGGCCUACAAGUCCGCCGUUCUCUGGUGCUUGCUCAUCUCUGCCAGUAUUGUCAUGGAGGGAUACGACACAAUGCUAUUGGGUAACUUUUACGCAUACCCUUCGUUCCAGCGCAAAUACGGUACUUUGCAAAAGGACGGCUCUUAUGAAAUCCCUGCACCAUGGCAGGCGGGCCUGAGUAACGGUGUGGCUGUUGGACAGAUCAUCGGUCUAUUCCUCAGUGGUUUCAUCUCUGAAAAGUACGGAUACAAGAAGACCAUCAUUGCCGGACACGCCGCCAUCAUUGCACUCAUCUUCAUCCCCUUCUUUGCUCCCAGCCUCGAAAUCCUGCUCGUGGGCCAAAUCCUGCUGGGUCUCCCAUGGGGUGCUUUCCAGACUCUGACCACCACCUACGCUGCCGAUGUUUGCCCAACACAACUUCGCCCAUACUUGACCACGUACACCAAUCUUUGCUGGGUCAUUGGUCAGUUCAUUGGCUCCGGUGUGCUUCGCGGCCUGCUUGGCAUGUCAGAGGAUGCCGGCAACUCGAUGUCCUACCGCAUUCCAUUCGCUAUUCAGUGGAUCUGGCCUGUCCCUAUCCUCAUUGGUACCAUUUUCGCUCCAGAGUCUCCCUACUGGCUUGUUCGCAAGGGCCGUUUCGAAGAUGCCAAGGCUGUUCUGCGUCGUCUCCAAGCACAGAAUGAUCCAAACUUCAAUGCCGAUGACACCGUCGCCAUGAUGCGCCACACCAACGAAUUGGAACGUGAAAUCGCCGCUGGCACCAGUUACCUCGACUGCUUCAAGGGAGUGGACCGCCGACGUACAGAGAUCGUCUGCGUCGUCUGGGCCAUUCAGAAUGCUUGUGGUAGCAGUUUCAUGGGUUUCUCGACAUACUUCUACAAACAGGCCGGCCUCGCGACGGAAAACGCUUUCUCAAUGACUAUGGCUCAAUACGCCUUGGGCGCUAUCGGUACACUCCUUUCUUGGCCCUUGAUGAACCGUGUGGGUCGCCGAACAAUCUACCUCUAUGGUCUCAUUGUGCUUUGCGCUCUUCUCAUGGUCAUUGGUUUCACAUCGCUUGCUGGCAAGGGAUCUGGUCCUUCAUGGGCAAUUGGCAGCAUGCUGCUCAUCUACACUGGUGUCUACGAUCUUACUGUCGGCCCAAUCUGCUACUCCCUCGUCUCUGAGCUGCAGUCCACUCGUCUUCGCGGCAAGACCAUCGUGCUCGCUCGAAACUUGUACAACGUCGUCGGUAUCAUCAAUGGUGUCACUACCCCAUACAUGCUCAACCCAAGUGCCUGGAACUGGGGUGCCAAGAGUGGCUUCUUCUACGGUGGUAUCUGCUUGUUCUGCGCCCUCUACUGCUUCUUCAGGCUGCCAGAGCCCAAGGGAAGGACUCCCGGAGAGCUUGCCAUCUUGUUUGAACAGAAAGUCCCUGCACGCAAGUUCUCCAAGGUCAAGGUCUCUCAGUUCGCUGGCGAGGAUCUCACCCAAGAGAAGACCAACUUGUCUGCUUAGACUUCGAAGUCACAAUGCAAAGCACCUUCCUUUUCUGUGCUUUGUCAUGUUCCACCACUUAUGUUUCAUUAGUUGUAUAGCACGAUUAGAAUUUCAACUCUCAAAUUUCUCUAGAUGACCUGCCU
Protomyces lactucae-debilis is the source of this 2255-nucleotide messenger RNA. RefSeq names its product and other transporter-domain-containing protein. The coding region runs from base 391 to 2130 and encodes 579 amino acids. NCBI's taxonomy places the organism in Eukaryota, Fungi, Ascomycota, Taphrinomycetes, Taphrinales, Protomycetaceae. The transcript is spliced from 3 exons. Gene Ontology annotation, cellular component: membrane. Gene Ontology annotation, molecular function: carbohydrate:proton symporter activity. The record is from RefSeq and is a predicted model, not a curated record. Gene Ontology annotation, biological process: carbohydrate transport; transmembrane transport.